GGGCACACUUCUUCAGUCAACUCAGUCUCGUUCUCGCCGGAUGGGACUCGCAUCGUUUCUGGUUCGCGUGAUGGGACUGUCCGGCUGUGGGAUGCAGAAACGCGGCAACCAGUCGGUGAGCCCUUGAAGGGGCACACUGAUUGGGUCUACUCAGUAUCGUUCUCGCCAGAUGGGACCCGCAUCGUUUCUGAUUCGCUCGAUAUGACUGUCCGGCUAUGGGAUGCAGCGACGGGGGAGCCAAUUGGUCAGCCAUUGAUGGGGCACACUUCUUCGGUCACAUCAGUCUCGUUCUCGCCGGAUGGUACUCACAUCGUUUCUUGUUCAUUCGAUGGGACUGUCCGGCUCUGGUAUGCAACGAUUAGGAAGUCAUUGCAGGACCACGCCGAAGAAGACCAUUCACCAUCCUCCCCGCACGGCAGUUGCAUCCCACAUCCAACAGCGGCCAUCGCCACACCCAACACUGCGAACGAUGACUUUAUUUCCUUCUCAUCCAACUCGGCACAUGCACUGUGCGACACUGCUGAGCUACUCGCAGGCACUUCCCAUGACGACCACACGUUUUUGCUGGGAGCCGAUGGAUGGGUAUCAGGACCAAAUAAACAGCUAUUAUUCUGGGUGCCACCUGGUUCUCGAGAACCAUUCUAUAAUUCUCGGACUGCAUUAGUGAUACCCAGAGGUGGUGUUGAGCUUGAUUUCCGUCACAUGACACAUGGGACACGCUGGCAGCGCUGCCGCAAGGACUCUUGAUUACGAUGAUCUCAUUCUGGUGAUAAUUUUCGGAGAUGCCUGAGACACUUCGUCGAGUACAAUUGGAGUGUACAUAUCCUGAGAAAAGCGACACAGUAGUUUGAUAGUUCUGUGGAAGGUGCCAACCACACAAUCUGUCUGCUUCAUUCUGUCUAUAAUCGAAUCAGAGUGCAACUAUGUGGUCGAUGAAGAAGUCAUUAGAGCUCUGUGGCUUUUGGGGGGGUUAACACCAUUAAACACAACAUAUGUGCUACGGUCUCCAAAGAACGAACGGUGAUGAUUUUAACUCCUUGGAUGUUACCGGUGGUCGUGUGUUUGAUAGUAAGGAUGCCAUUGAAUGGAAGUACUAUUGCUAUUAGUACUAGUACUAGGUCAUCAAACAGCGCUGAGUGACUAU
Suillus plorans is the source of this 1144-nucleotide messenger RNA. RefSeq lists its product as uncharacterized. Gene Ontology annotation, cellular component: nucleolus. NCBI's taxonomy places the organism in Eukaryota, Fungi, Basidiomycota, Agaricomycetes, Boletales, Suillaceae. The transcript is spliced from 2 exons. Gene Ontology annotation, biological process: ribosomal large subunit assembly. The record is from RefSeq and is a predicted model, not a curated record. Bases 202 to 747 code for a protein of 181 amino acids. Gene Ontology annotation, molecular function: protein binding.